GUUCUAUGCUGUUAUAGUAUGAUUCUAAUUUUUUUAGCUUUUUUUCUUCCAAUGUCAGAACAAAUUGCUCAGGAAUAUCAUAUGUUUAGGUGAGAGCGAAAUCAUACGCAUUUUGCGUGUGCACAAAAAGGGUCCACUUGCAGAGGAUAGUUAUUAUUCUCUUGUUUGUUGCUUCAAAGGUUUCCCGUGACGAUAGCCGUUUCAGUGGCCACUUUUUAUCGAUAAAGAAGAAACAACGAGACUAGUUAGAAAGGUGGUGCAACGUAGAUGAGACGGCGGCAGCAGCAUCAUCGUCAUCAUCAUCAUCAUCCCUUGCGAGUUAGCAUAAAUCAAGAUGGCAGGGCCCAUCGACACUAGGAAACGUUCUCGCGAGGAAGAACAGAAUGAAUUUAUGCCCCUGUCGAAACGCAUCAACAAUCUGCAUCUUAACAACAACCAGAACAGUAUUGCGGCAGGCGUCGUACUGCCGGAGCAGAUCGGCGGCGCUGGUGGGCCCCACGAUCAUCAGCUGCUUGGGGCGGUCGGUUCGUGCGGAAUGAACAUGCACAACAAUCACCAUCAUCAUCAUCAUCCUCAUCACCAUCACCACCUGCAUCCGCAACACCUGAUGGGAGUUAUGGCCGGUGCCAGCUCGAGCAGUAGCAAUAGUAGUAACAGCAAUGGCAGCAGUAACGGAUCGUUUCCGAUUCCGGCCAACAGUGGAAGCAACAGUCCCGCGUCGACCAUUUCAAUUAACGGCGAAAUCCUGGGCGAUUACUGCCCCGUGCUGAGCGCGGAGGAAAAUCCACACUACUUCACUAAAAAUAAGAUCCUGUACGAGCUGUACGUCGAGCGGAUGAGCCGACUGCAGUGAAUUCCCACCAAAAGAAGAACCAUCGUAGG
This is a messenger RNA of Anopheles merus, 882 nucleotides long. Its product is annotated as transcription factor Maf. The transcript has 3 exons. Lineage: Eukaryota; Metazoa; Arthropoda; Insecta; Diptera; Culicidae. The record is from RefSeq and is a predicted model, not a curated record. Bases 335 to 853 code for a protein of 172 amino acids.